AAUUUGCAAGAAUAAGCAUUGCAGAGAAUCACACGUUUCUCUCUUCUACCGCCUGAAAAUUCCAAAGCAGCAGCAUAUAAAUUGUCUUCUUCCGAAAAUAUCUAACUUCCCAUUCUAAAAAUUGAUUGAUUUUUUUUCGAAAUUCGCCUUCUUAGAUCGAUCAUCAAUGGAAGUUUCUAUGAUCUCCGAUACGCUAACGACGGUGGUGACCACUCAAGGCUUAGGUGUUUCAAAGUUUCUGCUGAAUCGCAAUCUCAAUUUCUCAUCAAACAACGUUUUCUCACUCUCCGAUUCCUCAUCGGAGCAGCAAUCACCGUCCACAGCCGGAGUUCGUCAAAUCUCCGCCGUGAUUUGUCCGAUGGAUGCCUUAGCGCCGCCGCCUGUGAAGUACAAUAAGGUCAAAGCCGCACCUCGAAGACUGGCUCGUAAGACUAGGCGGAUUAUACGGAAGUCGUUGAUCGGUGGAGCUGAUGAAGGUGAUGAAAACGGAUUUUUAUUUGACGGAGGUAAUUACGACGGGCCGUUUGGUGGUGGUAGUAGCUGGGGCGGUGGUGGUGGUGGUGGUAGGGGAUGGAAUUUUGAUGGAUUUGGAGGGGCAAAUUGGGAAGAAUCUUCGUCGAACCCGUUUUCGGAUCCGGCUUUUGAUUUUGUCUAUGAGUUGAUGUGUUGGGCUGCGUUGUCGAAUUGCUUGCAUUUUGCGUUCAAGAAAGUGGUGAGAAUUGUGGCUGGUGGAUUCAGUGAUACAGCUAGAGAGAAGGUUGUUCCAGUGAGACUUACAUCUGUCUACUGAAUCAGUAAGCUCAAUUUACUGAGUAAAUUCUGUUGGAGUUGCAAUGUCAUUCCACAAUUCAUAUGUAAAUAGUAGUGUAUAUAUUUAUCAACUCUGAUUAUGAUAGCUUGUUAUACAUAAAGCAAUAUGUGACUAUUCAUAGUUGUUUAUAUGGAAUUAAAACAUCGUCCUCCUUCAACUUUA
Molecule: messenger RNA, 973 nt
Organism: Solanum stenotomum
Lineage: Eukaryota; Viridiplantae; Streptophyta; Magnoliopsida; Solanales; Solanaceae
Exons: 1
Coding region: 167-790 (207 amino acids)
Source: RefSeq, a predicted model, not a curated record